UUCCGGCGCAGUUGGAUGACGUUUUGGAGUAGCCGGUGCGAUCCGGAUUCGGAUCCGUUGCUGAGGUUGGUGGUACAUGUAAUCGGAUUCUGCUCCGACUCCUGGAUGGACUACACGGUUCAUGAGGCGUGGAAUGACGCCACCAACGUUUAUCUGAUGGCCGGGCUGCUGAGUGUCGGGCUGCUGCUUUAUGCGAGGAGAAAUAAAAGACAGAUCAUGAGAAUAUUCACUGUCCCUCCUCCUGGUAAUUCCAGUCCAGAGCCCAACUUCUAUGACAACCUACAGAAGGUUCGCUUACGCCAGCAACUGGACAUGUACUCAAUCGCACGCAAGUACGAGCAAGAGCAGGGACAGUUGGACAGCGUACAGCUUACAAUGGAAUGAUACUUCUAAUGCCAUUAUUGAUAGAAAUAGAAGAGUGUGUGGGACAGUUGGACAAGCUAGAAAACCCAAUAAAUUGCUCCUUCAAAGACUGAAAUUGGUGGGGAGAUGCUGGGAAUUGAAUAUUUAAUACCCACAUCCACAGGACUACAAAACAAGAGAUGUAGAGGUUACUUUUCACCUCACAUAAAUAUUUUUCCAUCCUUCACAUAUAACAGCAAUCAUAUCAGUUGUGAAAAUUUUCUCCUGAGAAAUAUGGAAAAGGGAAUCAAGAUCCCCAGAACGCUGGUGUUAAUACAUCUAAGUAGAGUAACUGCUUCCUUAACCUGGUACCAUGACCAACCCAAAGGUUUCGAAGUUUGUAUUACUGGAUUACUGAGAAUGUUUGUUUUUGAGGAUUGAAUUUGUUAUGAAUGACUGGAUUGUUUUCAAUUAGGAGUUAAACAAUUCCAAUAUAAGAUUCCUACAUACAGAGCUUGGUUUAACAUAAACAAAAAUGUAUUGGUCAAAGUGCAACUUUGUUAUGGAACAGAACAGCACAUUUGGCCCACUACCUUAUAACCUACUCUAAAAUUCAUCUAACUCUUCCCUCCCACAUAAUCCUCCAUUAGUGCCUAACUAGAUUCUCUUAAAUUUCCCUUGUGCAUCUGCCUCUACCACCACCCCUGGCAGGAGGCUCCACGGACUUGCUACUCCGUGUAUUAAAAAAAAACUUAACCUCUGUCAUCUAUUCUAUCUUGUGAGAUGUUACUGAUACUUGGUAUAAAAUUUUAAUUCACCGUAAAGGUUAGAAUUAUAUGGCUUAUAAAAGAAGAAAUAAUGUUCACAAUUAUUUUAAAAUGAAAAUACUCUGAUCAAUGGUCAGAUAAUUUUCUGUUUUUCCUUUUUCACAACAUCUUCUGCUAUUGAGGUGUCCAUGGGCAUUUGUGGAUUUGAGUGUCAUUUUGCCGAUAACUCUAGAACAUGUAAUGUUCAUUUCCCUGCCUUUCAGCAGGGGUGACUGGCUAAUGAGCUAGGAUGAUAAGUGGAACGUCACCUCUAUCUUCGCAGCUGUUGGAAUCAUAGACAAAUGUAAAUUCAGGACUUGACGGAUUUUGAAUUAAGAUAUUUCUGAUCUGUUUGCUACUCAGUGUGCAAUUUAUAGGACAGGCAUCUUCAGGAAUUUGUGCAUCGGUAAUUUUUCAGCUACCUGAGGAGGUUGUUUUGAUGGUAUGUUUUUGAAUGGUGACUUGGUUUUGAUUGUGAUGUAUCUAGGUUUGACCCCAAAAACAAAUGGACAGCAACUCUGCUCCACAAAUUAAUUUCAGUCAGUGUUAAUUUGACUGGGUGAAUAUUUAUGCUUUCUUUGAAAAUAUCUGAAAAUGUUAUCAAUAAAAUAUUUUUAAAUGCUU
Messenger RNA from Hypanus sabinus (Atlantic stingray), 1772 nucleotides. RefSeq names its product small integral membrane protein 19 (gene smim19). NCBI's taxonomy places the organism in Eukaryota, Metazoa, Chordata, Chondrichthyes, Myliobatiformes, Dasyatidae. The transcript is spliced from 3 exons. The record is from RefSeq and is a predicted model, not a curated record. The coding region runs from base 16 to 384 and encodes 122 amino acids.